AUGGCUAUCACCAAGGUCCACGCGCGCACCGUCUACGACUCUCGUGGCAACCCCACCGUCGAGGUCGACCUCGUCACUGACACCGGCCUUCACCGUGCCAUUGUCCCCUCUGGCGCCUCUACUGGUGUACACGAGGCUUGCGAACUCCGUGAUGGAGACAAGUCUAAGUGGGGUGGCAAGGGUGUCACCAAGGCUGUCGCCAACGUCAACGACAUCAUCGGCCCUGCCCUGAUCAAGGAGGGUCUUGAUGUCAAGGACCAGUCCAAGGUUGAUGAGUUCCUCAUCAAGCUCGACGGCACCACAAACAAGACCAAGCUCGGUGCCAACGCCAUUCUCGGUGUCAGCUUGGCUGUUGCCAAGGCCGGUGCUGCUGAGAAGGGAGUCCCCCUCUACGCUCACGUUUCUGAUCUCGCUGGAACCAAGAAGCCCUACGUUCUUCCCGUUCCGUUCAUGAACGUUCUCAAUGGAGGAUCUCACGCUGGUGGCCGCUUGGCCUUCCAGGAGUUCAUGAUCGUCCCUUCAUCGGCUCCGUCAUUUUCCGAGGCCCUGCGCCAGGGUGCGGAGGUCUACCAACUGCUGAAGGGUCUCGCCAAGAAGAAGUACGGCCAGUCCGCUGGCAAUGUCGGAGACGAGGGUGGUGUUGCUCCCGAUAUCCAGACUGCCGAAGAGGCUCUGGACCUCAUUACCGAGGCUAUUGAGAAGGCGGGAUAUACCGGCAAGGUUCACAUCGCUAUGGAUGUGGCAUCCAGCGAGUUCUACAAGACUGAGGAGAAGAAGUACGACUUGGACUUCAAGAACCCUGACAGCGACCCGACUAAGUGGAUCACCUACGAGCAGCUGGCCACCUUGUACGGUGAGCUCAGCAAGAAGUACCCCAUCGUCAGCAUUGAGGACCCCUUCGCUGAGGACGACUGGGAGGCCUGGAGCUACUUCUACAAGACUCAGGACAUCCAGAUUGUUGGCGAUGAUCUGACUGUCACCAACCCCCUCCGCAUCAAGCAAGCUAUUGAGCUCAAGGCUGCCAACGCCCUGCUGCUGAAGGUCAACCAGAUCGGAACUUUGACCGAGUCUAUCCAGGCUGCCAAGGACUCCUAUGCCGACGGCUGGGGUGUCAUGGUCUCUCACCGUUCUGGUGAGACUGAGGAUGUCACCAUCUCUGACAUCGUCGUCGGUAUCCGGGCUGGCCAGAUCAAGACUGGUGCUCCUGCCAGAUCUGAGCGCUUGGCCAAGCUCAACCAGAUCCUGCGUAUUGAGGAGGAGCUCGGCUCCAACGCCAUCUAUGCUGGCGAGAACUUCCGCAAGGCUGUCAACCUCUAA
Molecule: messenger RNA, 1317 nt
Organism: Phaeoacremonium minimum UCRPA7
Lineage: Eukaryota; Fungi; Ascomycota; Sordariomycetes; Togniniales; Togniniaceae
Product: putative enolase protein
Exons: 5
Coding region: 1-1317 (438 amino acids)
Biological process (GO): glycolytic process
Cellular component (GO): phosphopyruvate hydratase complex
Molecular function (GO): phosphopyruvate hydratase activity; magnesium ion binding
Source: RefSeq, a predicted model, not a curated record